GCAUAUCCGCAGUGACCCAGUUGAAGCGCCCAAAUCCGGGGAAGUGUUUCCUGUAGCUGGCGCUGUGAUUGGAGCGUUCAGUUCCGGAGCUCGUGCAGGGGGGUGGUGGCGGCGCUCACAUCUGGGGGAGGGAGACGGAGAGCAAGCAGACGGAGCGGCGCAUGGUGAAGCCCGCACGGGAGAACGAGGCGGCCAGUAUAGACCCCCCCUCCCCCCCCCGCUGGAUGCUGCCAAAGGCUCUGUGAUGAACUGACCCUCCAUGAUGGGCAGACGGCAUUCUGGGAGUUCCUACGCCAUCGAGACUUCUGUGGACCCCUCAUCAGCCAUGAUGUCAUUGGACGUGGCCAAUCGCAAUGGCCCGCUGGCCACGCCGCCCAGCUCCCUCAGCUUACGCUCCUCACACAACCAGCUGCUCAGCUGUGACGUCCUCAAGCAGGGCUCGGCCACGCUCCCCAAGUGUCGCAUGAAGUACGCGCUGACCAGCCUCCAGAGUGCCAUGGGUCUGGGCGAGGCUCCGCCCACAGGCACCGAGGCACCGCCCGCCUCCAGCACCUCCUCCAAUCCCAAGCUGGCCAAGAACGGGGCCAACCAGAUGCGCAAGGCCGCUGAGCAGCAGGACUGCAACAAGAACGUCGACAACGGGAAUGGCGCCGAGGAUACCGCCGUCAUCUCUGAGGGCAAGGAGAACCGGGCCCCGCCCAGGAGGUCCAAGAGCUUUCUGGAGUACUACGGAGACGACCACGCCGGCCAGGAGUAUAACGCCAACGCGCCCCAAAGCCGACAUGAGCUUCCUACACCCCCCAAGCAGUCCAGCCCCGAGGAUGUCACCCUGUUGUCGGAGGCCUCCUCUUCGUCUUCCUCGUCUUCCGCCUCCGAAACCAAGAAGGACCGGCCCCGGACGGGGGCCAAGACAGACUGUGCCCUCAACCGCAUCCAGAACCUGGCACCGAGCGACGAGGACUCAAGCUGGACCACACUGUCCCAGGACAGCGCCUCCCUCAGCUCCCCAGAGGAAGCAGAUAUCUGGAGUGACCAGUCCUACCAGACGGACCCGGACCUGCCACCAGGAUGGAAGAAAAUAACAGACAUGGCGGGUAUCUACUACUGGCACAUCCCGACAGGCACCACGCAGUGGGAGCACCCGGCCUCCGGGCACAACGGCGCCGCCCUGCAGGACGCUCACAAGCCACCCAGGGGUUCGCUGACACCGUCCCCCACCCCUGAGAACGAGGUGCUCGCUGAGGCUGACGUGUUCUUCGAGGCGCCUCAGGCUACAGGGGGCGCUGUCUCCGGCAGCUCGGAGGAGCUCGUGGAGCUGCCCGCCGCCGACGUGUCCAUCCCCUCCUGCGGCUUUGUCAAUAGCUGCUAUUUCCCUCGGACCUCAUCGCUGCAGGUCACGGAGGAGCAGGAAGGCCACGCGGACCUUCCACUGGAGCAUGAUGGGAAGAAACUGCCGUGGAGUGAUUUCGCGGUGCUGAGUGGGGGAAAGAUUGAUAGUGAGGUUUGGAAGGACCUGCAGGAGGCGAUGGUGAACCCUGACCCCAGCCUGAAGGAGUUUGAGGGAGCCACCCUGCGCUACGCCUCCCUGAAGCUGAGAAGCCCCCCGCAGGCCGACGAGGAGCCCAGAAGCAGCACCCACAGUGAGCCGGGGGCCAAGUGCUUCGCUGUGCGCUCCCUGGGCUGGGUGGAGAUGGCCGAAGACGAUCUGGCGCCGGGCAAGAGCAGCGUGGCCGUCAACAACUGCAUCCGGCAGCUGUCCUACUGCAAGAAUGACAUUCGGGACACCGUGGGCAUCUGGGGGGAGGGUAAGGACAUGUACUUGACCCUGGAGAACAACUUGCUGAACCUGGUGGACCCCUUGGACCGCAGCACCCUGCAUGCCCAGCUCAUCGCCAGCAUCCGCGUCUGGGGCGUGGGCCGCGACAACGGCAGAGAGAGGGACUUCGCCUACGUAGCCAGGGACAGAGACACCCGCAUUCUAAAAUGUCAUGUGUUCCGAUGUGACACCCCAGCCAAAGCCAUCGCCACCAGUCUUCACGAAAUCUGCUCCAAGAUUAUGACCGAACGCAAGAACGCCAAGGCAGCCACAGGCAGCUCUGCUCUGGACAGGAUGCAGGCAACAGCCGACGUCCCCCUGCAAGCAGAGUUUCCCACCCCAAAGACUGAGCUGGUGCAGAAGUUCCACGUGCUCUACCUGGGCAUGCUGCCCGUGGCCAGGCCCAUCGGGAUGGACAUCCUCAACGGGGCCAUAGACGGGCUCCUGGGCUCCUCCGUAAGAGACGACUGGACGCCGGUCAUGCUGAACGUGGCCGAUGCUACUGUCACCGUCAUCAAAGAGAAGGAGGAGGAAGAGGAGGUGCUUGUGGAGUGCCGUGUACGCUUCCUGUCCUUCAUGGGCGUGGGCCGUGACGUGCACACCUUUGCCUUCAUCAUGGACUCGGGGAACCAGCAUUUCGAGUGCCACGUGUUCUGGUGUGACCCCAACGCGGGGAACGUGUCGGAGGCGGUGCAGGCGGCGUGCAUGCUGCGGUACCACAAGUGCUUGGUGGCCCGGCCUCCUUCACAGAAGGCCUGCUCAGCAUCGCCCCCUACAGACUCGGUGACGCGGCGCGUGUCCACGAGCGUGAAGAGGGGGGUGCUGUCACUCAUUGACACUCUGAAACAGAAGAGGCCCAUCCAGGAGCUGCCACAGUAGCGGCGAAAUCAGCGAUAAUGAGCACGACAAUAAUAAUAAUAAUAAUAAUAAUAAUAAUAAUUAAUACAAUAAUAAUGUAAAUACCUGCAGUGCAUUACACUAAAGUGCAAGAUGAAUAAGUAAAAAGUACAAAUAAACAAAAAACAAAAAAAAACUUAACGGCAACAAGCAACUGAAGAAGCGACCUGUGGAAGGCGAAAGGCAGAGCCAGCAACACGCGCCAGUGCUGUGACACCACGCCUGCCCCCACGGCCCCCGCCACCGUGUCCCCCCCAGCCCUGCGUCCUCCCCGGAGCAUGCCUGUGUCACGUGACCACGCCUUCGCUAUGCAGCCCAUGCGAGUCGGCUACACUCGACGUGUGUACACGUCCGCAGCUUUACGGACACGCCAGCACCGCACGGCGUCUUCCGGGCCCGCCCCUGGAUCAACGUUCUGGAUUUUUCCGAAUCCCUUCCCACACGAUGGUCUACUGUGCCAUAUUGCUGUUGGUCUAAGAGGAGUCCCUGUCUUCACGUAGACCCAGCCGUUCCUGAAUCCCUUGACCCCCUCCUCUGUCGCUAUGGAAACACCGAUAUUCCAGCUUGCCGUUUCCCCUCCGCGUCCUUGGCUCUGUCCCCCCCCUUCUCCAUUGACCCAGAUGGUUUGGUCCUCAUGAAUAUUACCAAUAUCUGUCAAAAAAAUGUGCAUGUGAAAGAUGGAAAGGCCCGCAAUGGUGUGGACAGCGGUCAACCGUGGAUUCGCUCCGGUCCCCGGUCUGGCAACAGCACAAACAAUGGCCCCGCACUGGAGGGACCUGCAGAGACGCCAUGGGGACAGCAGGGGGCGGCGUUCCGGUGUUCCACCCAUCACACGCCACUGGGAGAUGAGUAACACCCAGACGGGUCACUGGACAGAUGAAUGAAUGUUUCAUACAUAUUUAAGUUUGUAUUAUGUACAUGUAUCAGUUUUCUUUUCCUGAUUUCUUUGCACACCUGAUGUCAGUGAGCUUUGCUGCUGUCAUAUUGGGCGGCUGUGGUCCAUACCAGUUUUUUUUUUGGGGGGGGGAGGUGGUCUUGAUCAGAUCUUUCAGGUAUGGUAUCAGUGCAGGAGGUUUGGCGCUGUGGGUGGGAUGUCCGUCUGAAAACCAAAUGGGGAAGAAGAAAGGAACCGAAUAUUGGCUCUCACUCCCCCGUGUCUGUCGCCUGCACAUGCCCAGACGUCCCCCCCACCCCCCAUUUGCGUUGAACCAGCCAUGAAGCCUUCUGUCCCAGGGGGGGUGAAAAACGCAGAAGUGAUGUGAGUCAUUCACUUGUGUACAUAUAUAUAUAUAACAUUUUGCAUGUAUUUAUCUCUUUAUAUGCAAUUUUUUUUUCAAUUCUUUAUUUUUUAUUAUUUUUUUUUCUGUUAUCGAAAGACAUUGUCUCUUAUGGCCAAAGUGUAAAGUCUAAAGUAUGUGGUGUAGAUAGUCAAAAAUGACAGGGGGAAAAAACUGAUGCUAAUUAUUUUAUUUUAAUGUCUUUAGGCCAAUUCGUUGUUGUAAAAUUCGAUGUUCCCAAGCAUUAUCUAUGCAUUGUAUUGAUCUAGCAGUUUUCAAAUCAGACACUUUGCCUUGCAUGUCUUGGGACAACUUAAGGAUAAUAUGUACUUAACAGAUACUUUUAUUUUAUUUAUUCUUUUUUAUAUUGGAGUAUAAUGGUUUUAUUUUGUUGGGCAGCUGGUCCCGUUUCGUCGUACACUUAGUCUCUCUCAGAAUAGUCAAUCGACACUGAUGAGCCAUGCGAUGUUUCGAUAGCUAAUAGCACAACUCCUGCAGCAGAUUGGAAAGAUCCCAGUAUCCCCAGUAACAGGGCAGAGGUCAAAUGGCGUGAGGACCACCGCGUCCAGAACGCGUCACGGUAUGUGUCGUUUUGGACCAGCAGACGUACGCCGGUCUUUUUACUGUAAAACGUUAUCUUCUCUGCACCAAAAUACAGAUAGAAGGAUGUUCACAUUAAUGAUGAGGGCAUUAGAGUGUGUAAUAGGCUUGGGGGGUAUCUCAUUUUUCAUACCGUCAUUCCGUCCAGACAUUAUACCGUGGUAUAUGGUAUUUUGGUGGUAUUUUCAAAAGAAAUGCUACCCUGGUAUUUUGACAUCUUGGUGGAUUCACUGGGGGGGAGGGGGCGCGUUAUUCCCCAAGAUAAAUUUCACUGAACAAAUAUACCUAAAAUUCGCCAGUAUAGCGUAUUACUGUAAAUACCUCCCAGGUCUAGUGUAUACUGGGGUGGGGGAGGGGUGUGCUUCAGUCAGGCUGGCGUGAGGGUGAGAUGGAGUUGUCGGGUGUCUUUCCUUCUUUAAGGUGUAGAAAACCAGACUAAACCUGAAAUCUGGAUUUAGUGUCCAGUUCACUUAAACUGCACGUCGUGUUAUUAUUUUUGUGAACAAACACAUGAAGACAGACUUCUUUCAGCCUCUCCCAUUUACUGUAGCCUUCAAAAGGGAUCUUUUCAUAGUCACAUCAAGUGAGGAAUUAAUUGCGGCCAAGGUUGCAUGGUCAUAGUGAUGUCUGUACAUUGUUUUCAGACUAACAAGGAAGUGUGGUCUAGCAGGAUACCCUGCAGCGGAGCUGAACGACAUUAACUGAAGGUGAAUUGCAGAAUAAUAGUUUGAGGAGGACAUUAGAUUUUAGACGUGUGAAAUGCUGCACCCACCACACUUCGUGUCAGCUUAUUCCAGCCCAGAAGACACCAAGAUGUAUCCCAUCACGAAUGUCUAACGCAGCUAACUAACAGCGCCGAGGAGACCAAACUCACCUUUAAACACACUUCGGGAAAAAAAGCUUCUGGUGUUACAGGAUUUACACCGUAUUCAUGUAAUCUGUCGUGAGAAUAACCUGCAUAUUAAAAUCUGACACUGUCUCCA
Paramormyrops kingsleyae is the source of this 5573-nucleotide messenger RNA. The record is from RefSeq and is a predicted model, not a curated record. NCBI's taxonomy places the organism in Eukaryota, Metazoa, Chordata, Actinopteri, Osteoglossiformes, Mormyridae.